CCGCGUCGGCCGCGGUAGAAAGUCGCGGGUUCUUAUCUUGGAGUCGGUCUUGGGGAGGCGCCCUUGAAGUGGACGCCCAUCCUUCCUGAGGCUUUGGCUUUGGCGCUUGGCUGAGAGCGGGAAGACCUUUAACUUAAUGUUAGUGAGAUUCGCUGGGUCUCUGUAGGAAUAUGUGGUGAGCCUCGGCGGUCCUGGAGUGGCAACUCUUAGGUGUGACUGCCCCUGAGCCGUCAUGCCCCAUGAUGCACGUGCACCGUCUGGCCUCGUCCCUGCUCUGCGUGUUCACCGGGGCGUCCUUCCUGCUCACCUCGGUGCUCAUCCUCACCACCUCCCGCCCGUGUGGGGACACCCGCCCCCGACCGGACGUCCAGUACUUCAGGGAGAUCGUUACAGAACUGAAAUCGGAGGUCGUGCGACUGAAGGAUGCUUUAGAUGAGCGCCACCUAGCGCCGCCUAUUGUUGCUGCACCAGACGCCCGGAAGCGCAGAACUUUGUCCCAGGCGGGAAAACAAAACCAGGUCCCAGCCAAUCAGAAGCCUCCACCUAGAGUCAUAGUGCAGCAAUUGGCCGACUCAGCAGCCAAUAGGAGAGCAGGAAAGUCAAACUCACCAAUCAAAAGAAACCCUCCAGCCAAUAGAAAUCCACCUCAGCAAAAUCGACAAUUUCCCCCCAAGCAGACAGGUCAAGUUAGGAGAAAUCCGGGAAAUAUUCCCAAACAGGGAAAACCUAUCAGUAGAAAACCAAAUCCUAACCUUAGGGGACCAGCCAACGUAGCGGCCAACAGAAAACCUCCAAACAAUGUUCCACAGAACGCGAGGAAACAACAAAACAAUGGGAAGACUGAGUUUUCGGGCUUGUCAAAAGGAAGGACUAGGACAGUCGGUAGAAAACCUCCUAAACCCAACCAAUCAAAUGGCAGAAAACAGGUAACCAAUCAAAACCCUGCUGGCCUUAACCAAUUAAACGCCAGCAGCCAGAGGACCAAUGAAAAGCCGGCUGAUCCCGUCCACGUGAUUAUCUUCACCAAUAGGAGGUCGGGCUCCUCGUUCCUGGGAGAACUGUUUAAUCAGAACCCGGAUGUGUUUUAUCUGUUUGAGCCGCUGAAGGCGCUGGAGCAAAGAGUCUCGUACCAGAACCUGCAGGUGCAGGCCGCCCCCACCCUGGGGGACAUGAUGACGUGUAACUUCACGGGGCUGGGGUACUUCCUCAACUUCACCAGCAGGGAGAGGUUACACAGGACCUCCAGUAAGGCGCUCAGCUCUCCGCCAAUGUGUCCCAAGUCUAUAAGGUGGAGCCCCUCCGCGAAGCUGCAGGGUUGCCUGGAGCUGUCCCGGGACAUGGUGUCGGACGUCUGCCGGUCCAAGCGGCACGUGGCCGUGAAGACCAUCCGCCUGGUGGACGUCAAGUCUCUGGCGCCGCUCGUCAGGAACCCUCGCCUGAACGUGAAGGUGGUUCACCUGAUCAGGGACCCGCGCGGGAUCUACAACUCUCGCGUGAACGAGAAGCGGGGCGAGAAGGGCGCGCUGGACGCCGUGGCCGAGCAGAUGAACUUCCUCUGUAAACGGGAGGCCUAUAACCUACAGGUUGGCCGUUCGCCGCUGCCCUGGCUGUCCGGACGCUACAGACUGUUCCGUUAUGAGGAUCUGGCGCAGCGCCCAUUGCAGCAGGUGCAGCAGCUGUAUGACUUCGUGGGGCUGCCUCUACCCGGUCACGUAACGCAGUGGAUCCUGGACAACACCCAGGAGGACCGGGACGGGAGCCUCUACACCACGUCACGCAACUCCUCCGCCACGGCGCAUGCGUGGAGGCACGCCGUGCCCUGGCCGUACGCGCAGAGGGUGGAGAGCACAUGCGCGAAGAUGCUGGACCUGGCCGGGUACAAGCGCGCCCCUAGCGAGAACCAUCUGCACGACAUGUCCUACAGCCUCAUGGGUCCCAUUCCUACUGCAAACGCCCAGCCCCGCAGUCAGGGGUCUAAACCUGAGUCCGGUCUGAAUCUCCCCACUAAAGUACAGCUAUUUGAUGAAAAUGUUGACUCUCUAUCGUUGAAUUAA
This is a messenger RNA of Branchiostoma belcheri (Belcher's lancelet), 2054 nucleotides long. Its product is annotated as carbohydrate sulfotransferase 1-like. NCBI's taxonomy places the organism in Eukaryota, Metazoa, Chordata, Leptocardii, Amphioxiformes, Branchiostomatidae. The record is from RefSeq and is a predicted model, not a curated record. Gene Ontology annotation, biological process: sulfur compound metabolic process; N-acetylglucosamine metabolic process. Bases 240 to 2054 code for a protein of 604 amino acids. Gene Ontology annotation, molecular function: N-acetylglucosamine 6-O-sulfotransferase activity. The transcript is spliced from 6 exons.